GAAUGAGAUCAGUGUUGUUCUUCCGCUUGAACACACUUAAACCUGUUUGUCAAAGAAACUCAAUCACUUCGUGUCACUUGCAGUGAACCCAGACCUGAAAGAAUCGUAGCAAUUGUCAACAGCAAGUACCCAAGAGUCCAACAAAGUCACUGCCUUAAUGAGGAUGAUAAUUAAGGGAUGAGAAGAGGAAAGUCAAGAUGGCAGCUGAGGCCACACAUUACCAGGUUUCCUUACCUCGGAGCUGUACCCCAAGGAAGAGCACAGCACCCAGCCAGCUUGGGCCAUGCAUCGGCAAGGCAGGUUUGUACUCCAUGGGUAACUUGUUCCAGUUCCUCAAUAACCGGAUGUAAGACGAGUCUCUCAAAGCCUUCCCAGCACAGCAGAGCAAAUUCCUUUCCUUCAGCUUGGCUUGCAAAGCAAUGUGAGCACUCUCCUGCUUGAGUCAGAGAGCACUCGCUGCCCUUGCACUGAAAGGCAAGGUGCGGCCAGCACAGCUCAGCUCUGUGGGUACAACAGGGAGACUUCCAAGCCUGCCUCAGUGAUGCCCCUCUGAUGUGCUAUUGAAGAGCAAGGGAAGGAAGAACACAAGGAUGAGGUUGGAGCAGUCCUUGCCUCUCCUGGGAGGACUCCUGCUGUGUGCGGCUGGCACCACAGCUCAGCAGGACGAUACCGAAGCACAAGAGGAAUUCCUGGUGGAGAUUUCUGGAACCACAGUGACAAUCACAUGUCCCUUGACUGAAGGCACCAUAGCCUGGCACUCAACUGGAACAAAAGGAGUCAGCGAUGCACAGAAGUAUGUUAUAGAGAAUCACGACAGCUCUCCUGUCAGCCUGAGCUGUUCAUCAGGUCCUAAGAAGUAUGAAAUGUACCUGAAUGCCAAAGUGUGCACAAACUGUGCGGAGCUGGAUGCCUUGGCAGUGACAGGGAUCAUCAGCGCGGAUCUUCUCAUCACCUUCGGGGUGCUCACGCUGGUCUAUUACUUCAGCAAAGACAGGAAGGGGAGAGCGAGCCCUGGUGCUGGCACUCGGCCACGAGGUCAGAAGAUGCAGCGUCCUCCCCCUGUUCCAAACCCAGACUACGAGCCCAUCCGGAAAGGCCAGCGGGAAGUGUAUGCAGGCCUGGAAUCCAGGGGCUUCUGAAAUUCCUGCUGAUGCCAGGCUGAAAAACAGCAGCAAAGGGGCUAAGUGCUCCUGCCUGGCUUGGCAUUUUGGGAUAAGGCAGCUACUACACAGGACUGCCAUCCGCUGUCCCACCCUGAUGUGUUCUUUCCACCUUCAGUUUGACAUAAGGGAAAAGAAACUGGUAAGCACAUUGGCAAGAGUUUUGCUCCUCAUUAAAGGACU
Messenger RNA from Melopsittacus undulatus (budgerigar), 1343 nucleotides. RefSeq names its product CD3 epsilon subunit of T-cell receptor complex (gene CD3E). Gene Ontology annotation, biological process: positive thymic T cell selection; cell surface receptor signaling pathway. The transcript has 8 exons. NCBI's taxonomy places the organism in Eukaryota, Metazoa, Chordata, Aves, Psittaciformes, Psittaculidae. Gene Ontology annotation, cellular component: external side of plasma membrane; alpha-beta T cell receptor complex; membrane. The record is from RefSeq and is a predicted model, not a curated record. Bases 591 to 1139 code for a protein of 182 amino acids. Gene Ontology annotation, molecular function: transmembrane signaling receptor activity.